Molecule: messenger RNA, 2748 nt
Organism: Cuscuta europaea
Lineage: Eukaryota; Viridiplantae; Streptophyta; Magnoliopsida; Solanales; Convolvulaceae
Source: the annotation of a GenBank genome assembly
UUCAAAAGUGUUUUUUCAAACGCAUUUGCUAAAGCAUUUGCAAACGGCAGGGAUUAUUUUUAUUACAAUUGCAAAAACCAACUGCACCUACGUUUUCCCGGCAAAGCACGGACCAUCGACCUUUUGGAGUCGCCUUCACCAGCUCUUGACAAUUCACUGAAAGCUUCGAAAAAAAUGAAAAAGUCUCAAUUGCCGCUGCUAAACAUAUGUGGACCUGAGAAGGCAGUUAAGAAGGAAGCUUUAAUGAAGCUUUUGAGAUGGCAUUUCGGGCACCCCAACUUCCAGGGAAAACAAUUAGAAGCUAUUGAGGCUGUUUUGUCAGGAAGGGAUUGUUUUUGCUUGAUGCCAACUGGUGGGGGGAAAUCAAUGUGCUACCAGAUUCCUGCUCUUGCUAAACCUGGGAUUGUACUUGUAGUUAGCCCUCUAAUAGGUCACUUCCAUGAUACUUCUUUUCAUUUCAUCUCAUGAAGGAAUCACAAGCUACAUGUUUUUUGUGUUCUAUUGCAAAUGAUAGGGUCAUGCCUGCCUUUAUUGGUCUUUCAUUUGUUUCAGCUCUCAUGGAGAAUCAAGUUUCUGCAUUGAAAGACAAAGGAAUUCCAGCUGAGUUCCUCUCGUCAAGCCAGACCUCGCAAGUAAGAAAAAAGAUAUACGAGGACCUGGAAUCUGUGAAGCCAUCUCUGAGGUUAUUGUAUGUUACACCAGAAUUAAUUGAUACAGUUGGGUUCAAGUCGAGACUGGUGAAGAUUCACUCAAGAGGAUUGCUAAACCUUAUUGCUAUUGAUGAGGCCCAUUGCAUCUCUUCAUGGGGCCAUGACUUCAGGCCUAGUUACAGGAAGCUUUCUACCUUGAGGAGCUACCUGCCAAAUAUCCCAGUACUGGCUUUGACAGCAACGGCUGCUCCAAAAGUUCAGAAUGAUAUCAUUGGAUCAUUGUCUUUGCAGAGUCCUCUAGUCCUCAAAUCAUCUUUCAACCGUCCAAAUAUCUAUUAUGAAGUUCGAUAUAAAGAUCUCUUGGAUGAUCCAUAUGCUGAUGUAUGUAAUCUCCUGAAAUCUUUGGGAAAUGUUUGUGCAAUUAUUUACUGCCUCGAACGUACAGCAUGUGAUGACCUUGCCUCCCAGCUGACGACUUAUGGAAUUUCAUGUGCUGCAUAUCAUGCUGGACUAAAUAAGACAUUGCGAAGCUCUGUCUUGGAUGAUUGGAUUUCCUCCAAAACACAAGUAGUCGUCGCAACAGUGGCUUUUGGGAUGGUAUGCACCCAGCACUUCACAAUAUUCAGUUUCAUUUCGUCAAGCUCCAACAGGAUUUAACUACACAUGAAAACUCUUUUUUUUUACAAUUCCUUAAAGGGCAUAGAUCGAAAAGAUGUCAGAGUUGUCUUCCACUUCAAUGUUCCUAAGUCAAUGGAAGCUUUCUAUCAGGAGUCAGGUAGAGCGGGCCGUGAUCAAUUGCCCUCCAGAAGUGUUGUUUAUUACGGAAUGGACGAUCGUCGGAAAAUGGAAUUCAUUUUAAGCAAUUCAGAAAGGAAGAAAGAGUCUUCAAGUUUACAAGAUGGGUCCUCAAAGAAGGCCCUUGAUAGCUUCAGCCAGAUCGUCAAGUACUGUGAAGUAGUUGGUUGUCGCCGUAAAAAGAUCCUUGAGAGCUUCGGGGAGACGGUAUCUGCAUCUUUAUGUGGAAAAUCUUGUGAUGCUUGCAAGCAUCCCAAUCUAGUUGCGAAAAACUUGGAGGAGCUCAAAGCUGCUGCCACCUUUCGUCAACGAAAUGGAUCUUCAAGGAUUUUUAUUAGCAGCUCACCGAACCUCAAUGGAGGAGACUACUCUGAAUUCUGGAACCGUGAGGAUGAUGCAAGUGGGUCAGAAGAAGACAUUUCUGAUUCAGACGAAGUUCUUGAUGCUGCAAAGAAUGUAGCUUCCUCAAGGACAUCAACAAAGUUAAGAAUCCAAGACAAAAUUGAAUUGCUGCAACGAGCAGAAGAGAAUUAUUACAAGAACAACAAUACUGAGAAGCAGGCAAAUAAAAUAGACAAAAAUGCAGUAUCUGAAACGUUAAGAGAGACGGGCAAACAACGAUUGCUAAACGCAUUAAAACAAAAUGAAGAGAGGUUCUCUGAUACAAGAUUGAGCUUAGAAGAUUCUGCCUCGACUCUUGAAAAGGAAUGUUACCAAAAGUAUGGUAAAAGUGGGAAGUCGUUUUACUUAUCACAAAUGGCAAGCACAGUGAGGUGGCUUUCAAAAGCAGACCCCACAGAACUUAGAAAUAAGCUCAGGUGUAAUAUAUCUUCUUCUUCGGAAGCCGGCCCACCACCAACAAAUCUCCCUGUUGUUUCAUCAGUAUUAUCGGGUAGUGAGAAGACCAAGCACAUUCUUGUUUCAGAAACAGAAAAAGAAAUGGAUGAAAAAAAGGAAGAUGUCUGUGUUGCUGUUGCCACUACAUUGCCACCUAUUCCAUCUUUCUCAGAGUAUAUAAACAGCAGAAAUGUGAAGGGUCAAUGGGAAUCCACCUCGAAUAAGCGUUCACCGCCUGAGAUGUCCGGAGAGGAUAUACUGAAGAAAAUGCGAUCUUGAAUCAAACUGGUCUAUAUCUUACGUAUUUUAACUGCACAUGGCCAUACGUUUUAUAUGUCAAUACUUUCAAUAGAAUAUGUAAACCACCUUUAUCAUAUACGUAGUGAUAACUUGAAAGUGAUCUUUCUUGGCAUUUCUGAUGAAUUACAUUAAAAUGUUUUUUUAUACACAACAACAUUAACCUAGU